GACGAGAGCUGGAGACGAGGUCGAAAGCAAGGCUGAUCUGAGACAGGUCGCAAUGCAUAUGGAUCUCUUCAGCAGGCAACAUCGCAAUUGCGGCCGAUCGGAUCCGACUGUAGAUGAAAUGAGGAGUCUGUGGCAGGACGAAUUGAUUGACAUAAUCGUCAUGGGUGUCCUUAGUGUGCUAAGAACGGUAGUGUCGAUAGUGCUCAGCUCCAUAUGGAGUAGUAGACAGGCCUAUCCAUCUAAGGACCAGGAAAUAGUGAGGGGCUGGGAAGAACAAUUGCGCCGUCAACACGGGCGGUUGCACUGGCAACCUGAAGGCUACAUUAGUACUGACUGUACGGAGGAGUACUGUACCUAUGGAUCCUGGCCAUUGUCUGGGUUGUCGAGUGAGGCGAGCAGAGAGAGAGUUGGAUAGGCGGGAGGGGCAAAUUUUCCCCCUCUCCCUUAAGUUGGGCAACGGCAACGUCUUGAGUUUAGUUGAUUCCAAAUGACAGCUCCAUCAACGCGAGGGGGAGGACAGGUGGAUGCAUGAUCCCAUGAUGGCAUGAGAAAGGAACAAAAAAGAAAAGGUGGAGCCGCGAGUGAAACAGGGCAACAGACCAUCUUCCGGGCCGAACUUUG
Molecule: messenger RNA, 621 nt
Organism: Aspergillus japonicus CBS 114.51
Lineage: Eukaryota; Fungi; Ascomycota; Eurotiomycetes; Eurotiales; Aspergillaceae
Exons: 2
Coding region: 53-415 (120 amino acids)
Source: RefSeq, a predicted model, not a curated record